Molecule: messenger RNA, 777 nt
Organism: Fonsecaea pedrosoi CBS 271.37
Lineage: Eukaryota; Fungi; Ascomycota; Eurotiomycetes; Chaetothyriales; Herpotrichiellaceae
Exons: 1
Coding region: 1-777 (258 amino acids)
Source: RefSeq, a predicted model, not a curated record
AUGUCUCAACCUGAGAGCCUCGUCAUCGUCACCGGCGCAUCUCAAGGCCUAGGUGCCGCAUCGGCGGUCCGGCUUGCCAAAAUCUACUCGACCAUCGUGCUUGUCGCCCGCAACGAGUCGCUGCUGCGCAAGGUAGCAGCCGAGGUGGAAGUCGAGGGAGCCAAAACGCUCACAAUACCGGCAGAUUUAUCUCUCCCCGAAUCCGCCAAGGAAGUGGUGGCCAAGACAGUCGACAAGUUCGGGCGGAUCGAUGCCCUCUUCAACAAUGCCGGUUCCGUGAAGCCAAUCGACCUUUUCAAGCUGACUGACGAGCAGUGGAAUGCCGGGUUUGACCUGAAGUUGCACGGUGCGCGGCGCCUAACGAUCGAGGCCUGGCCGUAUCUGAAAGCCUCGAAGGGCGCCGUGCUGUUCAUGUCCGGCGUGGCGGCCGAGGCACCCAAAGCAGGCAAUGCAGCCGUGGCGGUCGUCAACUCAGCGGUCAAUGCUCUGUCAAAGGCGUUCGCUGACCGCGGCAUUGAAGAUGGCAUCCAGGUCAACACUAUACUGCCGGGGCCGGUCGAAACCGAACGAUUGGUGACCAUGGCGACGCAAGUUGCGGAAACGAAAGGCAUUCCUCUCGAAGAGGCUAAAGAGAAUAUGCGCAAGUCAAUGGGUAUCAGUCGCUUCGGAAAGCCCGAGGAGAUCGCAGAGCUCGUCGCCUAUUUGCUUUCACCUUCUGCGCGUUGGAUGACGGGCUCAGCGGUCAGGAUUGAUGGUGGGGCGGUAAAAGGGAUAUAG